CGCACAGUUGGGACACUGUGUGGCCACUCCGGUGCCGUGAUGCGUGAGGAAGAGAAGGGGAUUUGCGCUCGUUUGGAUUGUUAAUUCCAAAGAAACGCACGCAAAACAAGCUGCUGAAGGGGUUGACGAUGGGAAAAGACUGCCAGUGCGCAAAAAUGCCCGACGCGUGUAAUAACUGUUUUCGUUCGGAGAAGUCGUCUAAGACGUGAGUGAUCGGUCUGCGUCUGACGCGGAAAAACAUGUGGUCGGGUUGUAGAUUUUUGUUUUUUUUACUCAAAAACGAAGAGGUCCAAGGUCGCGCGUAAAAGGACGAAUGGCGCGCAGAGUUGGCACAGCCUCGCUGCUCCAGGCGCUCGCGCUCUGGCUGCUUUGCGCGCGCUCCCUCGGACAGGUGUUCAACCUGACGCUCUCCGUCAAGGAGGGCCUGCCCGCGAAAACCAUCGUGGGAGACCUGGGCGCGGGCAUACGCGGGCCGAGCACCGGGUUCUUCAUCUCGGAGAGCAGAGACUCGUACGUGUUCAGGGACCUGGAGAUCGACGCGGACACGGGCAUCAUCUCCACCGCCGUGGUCCUGGACAGGGAGAGCAGGGACAAGUACGAGUUCGUCGCGGCCACCCUCUCCGGUGAGAUGAUCAAAGUGAGGAUCGAGGUGGAAGACGUGAACGACCAUUCGCCCGCGUUCCCCACGGGGGAGGUCAACUUGGAAGUGUCCGAGUCGAGCCCCCCGGGCAGCCGCUUUCAACUCGAAGGCGCCACGGACGAGGACGAGGGUGAGUUCGCCACCCGGGGGUACAGGCUCACGGAGAGCGAGAUGGGGGAGUCGUUCCACCUGGAGUACCGCAUCGGACCCGAGAACCACGCGAGCCUGGAUCUCGUCCUCGACGCCAAGCUCGACCGAGAAGCGCAGGACUUCUACUCGCUGACCGUCGAGGCCUUCGACGGCGGCGUCCCGGCCAGGACGGGGACCCUCCGGGUGGACGUCCGCGUGCUGGACGAGAACGACAACGCGCCCGCGUUCAACCAGACCGAGUACCACGCCUCGGUGCGCGAGGAUGCCCCGGCCGCGUCCGCGGUCUGCCGAGUGCGCGCCACGGACCUCGACCUGGGGGACAACGGCAGGGUCACGUACGAGAUCAACCGGCGCCAGAGCGACCCGGGCGAGGUCUUCUCCAUCGACGCCACCACGGGCGUCGUGUACCUCGACAGGCCGCUGGACUUCGAGGCGCAGGCCUUCCACGAGCUGGUCGUCAGCGCCACGGACCACGGCGCCCAGCCCGAGCGCAGCAGCGCCUUCGUGGGCGUGAAAGUGGUGGACGUCAACGACAACAGCCCCGCCAUCAGCGUCCUGUUCCUCAGCGAGACGGGGGACGCGGUGGUGUCGGAGGCGGCGGCGGUCGGGGACUACGUCGCCCGGAUUUCGGUGUCGGACCCCGACCCCGGAGGCGCGGGGGUCACGGUCACGCUGCAGGGCGGCGAUGGGAAGUUCGACCUGCAGCGGACGGACGCGUUCCUUUACGCACUGCGCGUCAGCGCAGAGUUGGACAGGGAAGACAGCGACCUGUACGAGUUGAGACUUCGCGCCUCGGACUCCGGGAGCCCCCCCCUGAGCAGCGAGAGGCUCUUCCUCCUGAGGGUGUCCGACGCCAACGACUGCCGCCCGCGGUUCGAGCGGGACGUCCACGUGGUCAGCAUCUCGGAGGACGCACCCGCCGGGAGCUCCCUCGUCCGGAUGCGCGCGCGGGACGCGGACGGCGAGGGCGUCAACUCGGACGUCCGGUACUCCAUCCUCGGGUCCAGCCGGGACGGGGCGGUGGGCGUCGACCCGGAGUCCGGCCUGGUGACCACGGCGGCGGCGCUGGACAGGGAGGCGCAGGCGCAGCUGUGGUUCCUGGUGGUGGCCGCGGACGGCGGGGAGCCGGCGCUGUCGGCCACGGCCACGGUCACCGUGCUGGUGGGGGACGUCAACGACAACGAGCCGGUGUUCCGCCAGCAGCUGUACAACGUGUCCAUACCGGAGCACAGCGCCACCGGCAGCUGCUUUCUGCAGGUUGUCGCCACGGACGCAGACGGCCCCGACUUUGGCACCGUGCUCUACUCUCUGUCCGACGGGCUCGACGCGCAGGACGAAAAGCCCCUCUUCCAGGUCCACCCUCAGACCGGAGAGCUGUGCGUGUCCCAGGACAUCGAUCGCGACGCGGGGCCGACGGCCCACGACGUUCUGAUCAAGGCCGAGGAUCCGGGCGGCCUCAGCGCUCAAACCUACGUGCACAUUGAGAUAGAAGACUUGAACGACAACGCUCCGGUGUUCAACCCCGGCGAGUACGCCACGAGCAUCGGCAGCCACGCGCAGCCCGGCACGGAGGUGCUCAGCGUCGUCGCCACCGACCGAGACUCUGGCGGGUUCGGACGGGUCACCUACGACAUCCUCCCCGGGGACGUGUCCGGUUUGUUUGCGCUGGAUAGAGAAACAGGGAUGCUCUUCCUGACCUCCACGCUGACCCACCUGGGCGCGGCCAGCGUGAAGCUCUGGAUAACGGCGCGGGACGGCGAGGGCGUGGCGGCGGUCCGACCGGCGGCGGUCACCAUCGACAUCUUGCGCAGCGCGCAGGCUCCGGCCGUGUUCCAGAGGUCGCGCUACUCCUUCACCGUGUCCGAGGACGCGGCUCCAGAGACCUCGGUGGGGACGGUGGCGGCCACGCGCCCGGCAGACUCGGAGGAAUCCGUGUCCUACCGGAUCUCCUCCGGCGACCCUCUGGGUUUGUUCUCCGUCCAUCCGAAGUCCGGCCGGAUCGGCAGCGUCAAACCCCUGGACCGCGAGGCGCAGCCGUACGCCCUGCUGGUGCUGCAGUCCUACACCGACUCGUCUCCCGUCUGCAGCAUCGCCCAGGUCAACAUCACCAUCGCCGACGUCAACGACAACGCCCCCGUCUUCCCCGCACGCAGCGACGCCGUCGCCGUGUCCCAGAACACUCGGCCGGGCACGGUGGUGUUCAUCGCUCAUGCGCACGACGGCGACAGCGGUGCCAACGGGCGGGUGCGGUAUCACCUGCGGGGCAGCGGGAGCGGUAUGUUUGUCGUCGACCCCCAGCGCGGGACGGUGGCGUUGAAUCAGAGUUUACGGGGCGAUCCUCAGCCGACGUACCGCCUGGACAUCGUGGCUCAAGACGGAGGAGAGCUUCCCCUGAGCUCCGCGCUCACUCUCACAGUCAACGUGGACCGCACCGCCGCCGAGGACAGCCUGGCCUUUGAGACGCUGGUGUACCAGGUGGAGAUAGGCGAGGGGUACCGCAAGGACUCCAGGGUCAUCCAAGUGAGGGCGCACCGGACCCGGGGAGCUCACACGUCCAACUCGGGCCUCACCUACUCGUUGGAGGCAGAAGCCGGGUUCCCUCCUGCUCCUUUUCGGGUUCACCCGACGACGGGAUGGUUGCAUCUGUCGCGCAGCCUGGACUACGAGACGGAAUCCGCGUAUCGCUUCCGAGUGUCGGCCGCGUCCGGCGAGGCCUCGCUGGCAAGCGGCACGGUCGCGGCCACGGUGAUCGUGCGGGUGCUCGACGUCAACGACAACGCGCCGGUGUUCGGCAGCGACGUCUACUUCUUCACCGUGUCGGAGGGGCCGUCGCCUCAGGGCCUGGUGGGAACAGUGGAGGCUGUGGAUAGGGACUCCGGGAAAAACGCCCAGCUCUCCUACAUCCUGCUCUCCGACGGGAAGUUCUUCCGCAUCAACUCUAAAACAGGUGAGAUCAUCAACUGGGUGGCGCUGGACCGGGAGCAGCACGGCCAGCACCGUCUGAAGGUGAUGGUCACGGACCAGGGUCACCCUCGCCUCAACGCCACCGCCGCGGUUCAGAUCCUUGUCACCGACGUCAACGACAACGCGCCGCAGUUCACACACCUGCCCGCCAGCAAAGAGCUCAACGUGCAGAUUUGGGCCGACCUGCCGAUGGGAUCCUUGGUGACAAACGUGUUUGCCAAAGAUUUGGACGCAGGAGAAAACGGAACGGUUUCCUUUUCAUUGGUCACCGCCGAUUUUCAGGACGACGAUCGUGGACACUUUGAGAUUGACGGUAAAAGCGGUGACAUCAGAACGACGGCGCUUUUCACCGACAACCCUGAACCGUACUACACGUUUAAAGUCACCGCCAGGGACAGUGGAGCUGCGCCUCAGCAGGACACGGCAGUCAUUCAUGUACAGGUUCAUGGGUUAGAGGCUCUGUACGGCCGCAGCGACCGCCAGAUCGUCAGGCGCUUUGCAGUGAGAGAGGACGCAGCGCUGGCGACCGUCAUCGGCUCCGCCGGCGUCCCGGACAAAGGGAAGUUCCACUAUUCCAUCUCCGAGGGGGACGGCAGCGUUCACUUUGGCAUCGACGGCUCUUCCGGCGACAUAUACGUCAGCCAGCCGCUGGACUACGAGUCCGCCGCGCAGUACUCCCUCGUGGUGCGGGCCGAAGACGUGGGACUGGCCCCCGGGGUCAACGUGUCUGUGCUGGUCGGCGUGAUCGUGGAGGACGUGAACGACCACACGCCCUGGUUCCCCGAUGAGCUGGUGACGUUCGGUCUGCGGGAGGACGCCGCGAUCGGAUCGCUGGCGCUGGCUUUCCACGCCAGGGACGGCGACGCCACUUUUCCCAACAGUGCCCUCCGCUACACCCUGACCUCUGACCCUGACCUCGGUGGCUCAUCGUCACGCUUGCCCUUUCAGGUCAACCCUCGCACGGGGAGCCUGACUGUAGCGGCACCUCUGGACCGCGAGACCACCCCCAGCUUCGCCUUCACCGUGACGGCCACCGACCAGGCCGAGAGGAGGGACGAGCGCAGGCGGGCGUCGGUGACGGCUCAGGUCUUCCUGCUGGACGUGAACGACAACAGGCCAGUGUUUGUAUCCGUGGACACAGCUCAGGUGAUGGAGGACGCGGAGGUGGGGAGUCUGCUGCAUCAUUUCGUGGCCAUAGAUGGAGAUAAAGGUGAAAAUGGACUCGUCUCCUACGUCAUCAUAGCUGGAAACAAUAAUGGCCUCUUCACCCUAGAGGAGAAAACGGGGCUCCUGUUCCUCUCGACCCCUCUGGACUACGAGAGUCGGCGUCUGCACCGCGUGACCGUCCGCGCCGCGGACCGCGGCCUCCCCUCGCUCUCCUCCACCCAGACCCUGACGGUGGAGGUGGGGGAUGUGAACGACCAGCCGCCCGUCUUCAGUCGGAGCGUCUACAACGCCAGCGUGGCGGAGAACAGAGACCCCGGGGAGCCGGUGGUUAGGGUCUCCGCCACCGAUAAGGAUUCAGAGGAGAACGCGGUGGUGUGGUACAGUCUGCUGCCCGGCCCGGGCUACGAGCUCUUCAGCAUCAACCCUUACACCGGUCUGAUCACCACCACCUCCUACCUGGACAGAGAGCAGCGGCAACACUACACCCUCAGGGUCCAAGCUCGCGACAGCAGCGCGCGGCCUCUCACGGGCACGGCCACGGUGCAGUGCUCUGUGCUGGACGACAACGACAACCCUCCGGAGUUCAUGCAUUCAUCCUUCCAGAUCAGCCUGCCGGAGAACCUGCCCCCCGGGGUCGUGCACACCGCCCAGGCCUCCGAUCCCGACCACGCAGAAAAUGGAACCAUACACUACUCCAUACUAGGCGAAGACUACCGAGGUCGCUUCACCAUCAACAGUCACACGGGUGUUGUCAGCACCACGCAGGCCCUUGACCGCGAGGAAAAGCAGAACUACACACUGGACAUACAGGCCCGUGACUAUGGCCCCGCCCCCCUCAGCUCCUCCACCCAACUGCAGCUACUGCUGCUGGACCAGAACGACAACGUCCCCGCGUUCGCCCGCAAGAGCUACCAAGCCUCCGUCAGCGAGGGCCAACCCGUCGGCGCCGAGGUCCUGCGCGUCGGCGCCUUCGACCCCGAUGAGGGCUCCAACGGGGACAUAACCUACUCCCUGACAGAGGACAGCAGCCAGGGGGCUUUCUCCGUGGACGCCACAACGGGAGUGAUCCGCACCACCAGGGCUCUGGACAGAGAGAACCGGGCUCAGUACACCCUCAGAGCCGUGGCCACGGACGGCUGCACCCAGGGACCCCUGAGCUCGAUGGCGUCCGUGACCAUCCAGGUGGAGGACGUGAACGACAACGCGCCGGUCUGCGACCAGAAUCCCAUCAACGCGUGGGUCUCCAUGAGGACCCUACCGAACCAGAUAGUCACCAUGGUGACAGCGAUAGACGCCGACCAGGGUGAGAACGGGACAGUGCAUUUCGCGUUGUCCGACGAAGAAAACCUGUUUGACGUCAACGCCGAGUCGGGGGAGAUUUCCCUGAGGAGGCGAGUGAGAGCGGGUUUCGCCGGGAGGAAGCUGCAGGUCGAGGCCUCGGACCGCGGACGACCGGCUCUGACGUCCACCUGCUUGGUUUUCAUCCACCUGAAGGGAGAACACGAAGGGCUGCAGUUCACAAGCAAAGUGUACAACGCUACUGUCAAGGAGAACAGUCGAGCUGGCACUUGGAUCGCCAAAGUGGAGGCCAGUGAGCAAACCAACAGCAGACAGAGGAUCACGUACACCAUAUUCGGCGGCAACGAGAAUCACGUUUACUCCAUUAACCGUCACACAGGUGAGAUCCGGCUGCAGAAGGACAACUCUCUGGACUUCGAGGCGGGCCCUCACAUCCAGCUGGUGGUGCUGGCUGACGACGGGCUGCAGACGGCUCACUGCAGGGUCGCCAUCGCCCUGCUGGACGUCAACGACAACGCGCCGCAGUUCGAACACGGCGGUUACAGGACGGCUGUCUGGGAGGGGCAAGUGCACAACACCUACAUAAUGCAGGUGUUUGCGUCGGACGCCGACAGCGGGAUGAACGGGCAGAUUGAAUACUCCAUCGUGUCCGGUAACCACAACGAUGCGUUCAUCUUGGACUCUGUGCGAGGGAUCCUCGCGACCAACGUUUUGCUGGACCGCGAGAUCACUCCAUCGUACAAGCUGGUUCUGCAGGCAGCAGACAGGGGGAACCCUCCACUCAGCGGCACCACCACCAUCAGGGUCCAAGUGGUGGACGUCAACGACAACAGCCCCGCCAUCCCCCCCACGGAGCCAGUGGUUAUAGCAGAGAACCUGCCAGCUGGCUACAUGGUCACCCAGGUGACUGCAAACGACGUGGACCUGAGCUCGACUAUCACCUACAGCUUCUCGGACAACCGAAGCACCGACAGCCCCUUUGCAAUCGACCGGUACACGGGCGUGGUCACUCUCACACAAGCCCUGGACUACGAGGAGCUGACAGAGUACACGCUGACAGUUUGGGCAUCCGACACCCUCCACCAGACCACCGGGGAGGUCAGAGUUCGAGUGCUUGACGUCAAUGACAAUGCUCCAGUCUUCGCCCAGGUCUCCUACCAGGUGGAGGUGUCCGAGUUGGUCUCUGCAGACACGCUGGUCGUGUCAGUGUCGGCCACCGACAGAGACUCUGGGCUCAAUGGAGAGAUCACCUACAGGCUGCUAUCAUCUCCUUUACAAGGCUUUUACAUCCAGCCCAACAAUGGUUCAGUUUUCACCAACAAGCCCCUAAAGGCCAUCACCAACGGCAACGUGCUCCACCUCCUGGUUGAGGCAAGAGACGGAGGCGAUCCCACACACUCCACCGUCACCUCGAUAGACAUACUGAUCCUAGAUACCAACGACCACGCGCCGCUGUUCCACCAGGACAUCUUCACCCUCACAGUCCCAGAGGACACCCCCACGGACACCACCCUCCUGACACUGUCCGCAGAGGACCGGGACUGGAGCCCUGAAAAUACCCAUAUGGACUACGCCAUCAUUAGGGGGAAUGAGGAGAAGCGAUUCUGUCUGGAAGUCAAAAUGAUUCAAGUUGAUGAUCAGAUGAAGAAUUCGGGAAAGCUCGUUCUGUGUAACCCUGUAGACCGCGAGACCACGGAGAGCUACGCACUGACCGUGAGCGUUUCUGAUCGAGGAACUCCUCCACUGAACAGCUCGGCCGUCGUCAUGGUGACUGUGACGGACUGCAACGACAACGCGCCUGUCUUUUCGAGCGCGGAGUACCAUGCUCAUGUGAGUGAAAGCAGCCAAGUGGGUUCUCGGCUGGUCCAGGUCAGUGCUCAAGAUCGUGACCUGGGAACCAACGGUCUACUGCGGUACGACAUUAUCUCCGGCAACAGCAAAGGUCACCUCAAGCUCGACCCUCAUUCUGGCCUUUUAGUGGUCAACCACUCGCUUGACUAUGAAGAAGACUCAAAAUACACCCUCACCAUCAGAGCGUCGGAUGGUGGCGAAUCAUCCGAAGAACAUAACAUUGCUUUUGCAGUCGUCUUUGUCACAGUGCUGGAUGAAAACGACAACACUCCAUACUUCGUGUUUCCUACCAUCAACUGUUCUGUGUUGGAGAACAUGCCGGCAUUCACCCACACCUGUUCCGUCCACGCUGUUGACAAAGACUUAGGCCACUUUGGCCAGCUCACCUACUCAAUCAUAUCUUCCUGCUUUAUGGACUAUGGUAGUGGCAGCCCCGACAGGAAGGAGGCCUUUGCCAUUGACCCCCUCACGGGCAACAUUCACACCAGACAGACCUUUGAUUUCGAACGUGAAGGCGAGUAUUGCUUUGUAGUGGAAGCCAGGGACAAAGGCGACAAGGCAGCUACAGUGAGAGUGCAGGUGACCAUCAAGGGAGUGGAUGAGUUCAGUCCCGUCUUCACCCAGAAGCAGUACCACUUCCUGCUGCCAGAAAACGCCAAGCCCGGAGAGACGGUCGGUUACGUGAUGGCGAUGGACCACGAUGGAGGGGUGGAUGGGAUGGUGGAGUACUCCCUGGAGAACUCUUCACCAUUCUUCUCAAUCAACAAAACCAUUGGCGCCAUCUUUGUGUCAGGUCCUGUAUUUCGCAGAAGAGGCCUCGCUGGUGAGGAUACAGCGGAGCUGGUUGUGUCUGCAGGUAGUCCCAGACUCGGCUCCAAGUCUACAACCUGCUUGGUUUUCGUCAACAUCUCCAGCUCCGCAGAAGCGCUCACCGGGGUUCCCCUUGAUGCGCACAUGCUUAGCCUCACUGCCUCGCUGACCACAUUCCUCCUUGUUCUCGGUUUUUUUGUGGGCAUGGUCCUCAGGUACAAGAUUAAAGCAGCUAGGAUCAAAAAGGCUGCGGCCAUCGCCUCGAACUUGAACCACUGCACGGGCUCAUUUGGUGGCUCCAAUGGCCAAAUGCAAAGAGCAAUUUUUCUCCAAGAGAUCAAACGGCCCAGCAUUGUGGUGACCAAGAGCGACGCGUCAAACUCAUACAAUCAGUCGGACUCGAGCGGCCGUGGAUCAGCAGAAGGUGAGACAGCCGAGGACCAGGAGAUCAAGUGGAUCAAUGAAUACCCCUGUCGCAAAGGAGAUGAUUCUUUGAUUGGCAACCAGACAGUGGAGAUCCCAGCCUCUGCCUUACCUACGUCUAUUGAUGUAGGGGCCGAGCAUGUUUUAUCAAUCGGUAAAUGUUUGGUCUCCGGAAUGGCCAGCACAGAAAGCCUCCACCACUUCAAAGAGGAGGGGGGCGGUGAGGGGCUACUUCCCGCUAUUAUUAGGGUGAGGGAUUUGGAGGAGAGCAUGGGGACAAAAGGGUACGCUCCCCACUCCGAAGCCCACGGCUCUGCAGAUUCUCUGUCCGCUCUGUUGUGUAUAGAGGAGCAGCUGCAGAGCGGCUACAACUGGGACUACCUGUUGGACUGGGAGCCGUGCUUCCAGACACUGGCAUCCGUCUUCACCGAUAUUGGGAUGCUCCCCGACGAGGAGCUCCAGGGAGGCCGCGAGGACUUGGCAGGCGAAUCGAGUAGCCUCAUGUACCCACCGCCCCUGAUAACGGGGGUGGCUCAGCCCGGCCUCAGGACUGUACCCCCGCGGAAGCCGGGGCGCGUGCCGAGCCUGAGCAGGAACCGCUCUUGCCGCAGAAAUGCGUAUUCUCCCUUAGCCAGGAACACGGGACUCACGCCUUCAGCCAUGACACCGACUUUCUCCCCGUCGCUGUCCUCUCUCACCAUGAGGACCCCCAAUGCCUCGCCAGUUGUCUCCGAGACUGGGGUAGGGGGGAUCAGACUUGACUCAGGGCCCCUCACUGCGAGCCUCCUGGAGGCAGAAAUACAGGUGUAGACAGGAACUCACUUCAUGAUCUGAUGGUCUUUCCCUUUGUUUGUUUUUUUUUUGGGGGGGGGGAUUUCAAGGGGAAACUGUACAGUUGCAAAACAAUAAUGUCUGAGACCUAUUCCCAACAUUGUUCCGGUUUGUCAAUGGUUUCAGACUCUAGGUUUCAUGGGUCUGGAUUUCAAGGGAGUGGUACCAGACAGAAUUGUCAUACAAAGGUAAUAUAGUCAUUUAAUUACUUAGAUUGUGGUCGAAUUCAUAACUUGCUUCUGUAAUAAAAACUAAUAUCUGGAAAAAGCCUCAACACAGCCUGGCAUUAUAGUUUAUAAUGCACCUCUUUGAAUGAGAGCAGAUGUUCGAGUCAGCAAUUAAUUAUUGAACGUUUUAUUGUAAACGUGUCUAUAUAUAUAUAUAUAUAUAUGCAGAAAAUGAAACACUUUCUCAUUGCACUUGGUUUGACUUUAAUAACCAAAGAAAGGCAAAAUAGUUUUGUGGUUAAGUCUAUCUUCCUGGAAUAAUAAAAAUAAAAAAUGCAUUUUGAAAUCAGGCCCAUUUUCACCCCCCCUCUUCUUUAAUGAAUUCAGCCAAUAAAAUACCAUGAUGAACAGAACUUAUUAUAUUUUUCUAAUUCUAGGACAGUUCUUUUCACGGAUUCAUGUUUUACUUCCUCUCUUGGGUAGAAACUGUUUCUUUCCCCCGUGAUUGUUUUUUUGUUUGUGCUGACUGAACACUAUUCGGACAGUGUGUCAAUAAACAGCACUUUAUGUUCAAAAUCCAGGGAACUGUAUGAGUGUUAAUUUGAAUAAAUUUGCAAUCAAAUUGUCAA
Scophthalmus maximus (turbot) is the source of this 10931-nucleotide messenger RNA. It is a transcript of the gene dchs2, whose product is annotated as dachsous cadherin-related 2. The transcript is spliced from 20 exons. Gene Ontology annotation, cellular component: plasma membrane; cell-cell junction. Gene Ontology annotation, molecular function: calcium ion binding. Bases 314 to 10114 code for a protein of 3266 amino acids. NCBI's taxonomy places the organism in Eukaryota, Metazoa, Chordata, Actinopteri, Pleuronectiformes, Scophthalmidae. The record is from RefSeq and is a predicted model, not a curated record. Gene Ontology annotation, biological process: homophilic cell-cell adhesion.